CAAUAAGCAAAAAGCGAAGACGAGAGAAGGAGAAGAGACGAAAUCGCCAUUGAAAUGGCUCUCAAAGCUUCACCAGUUGCCGGAUUAUUCCCUCCUCUCCGUCCUACUGCUUCUUCUAAUCGGCCUUGUUCCCUCAGGGUUCUCCCCCUCAGACCAUCCUUCUUCGGCAACUCCAGUGGGGCUCUGAGAGUGAAUGUGCUGAGAUUAGCUUGUGCUAAUAGACUCAGGUGCAAUGGUCAUGGUCCUACAAUGAGUCUUUUUUAACGAAUUUCUAGAGUGGUCAAGGUACUUUUAACCUUUCUGAUUCUGUAUCUGGUAGUCAUAAUGCAUUGGAUUUCAUUAAUCAGUUCUCUUGUUUAUUUUUCAUUUCAAUAAGCUAAGUCAUAUGCAAAUGCGCUCAUAAGCUCCUUCGAAGACCCUGAGAAAAUCCUUGUGCAAAACUGUCAUUGAAAUGAAUAGUGAUUUGACAA
Molecule: messenger RNA, 470 nt
Organism: Arabidopsis arenosa
Lineage: Eukaryota; Viridiplantae; Streptophyta; Magnoliopsida; Brassicales; Brassicaceae
Source: the annotation of a GenBank genome assembly